CUGAUAAAACUCAAAGUCGCAUUUGGUACACGGUAAUAACAUUAAUCAAACGCUCAUAAAAAUAGCUUUUAUGAUACGAAAAAAAAGUUUUCAAAGUGCCAAAAGGAAAGAAGACAAAGAUAUACAUAAGUGUAAUAGCUCUGAAACAACAACUGUAAUAACCAAAAUAAAAGAAACAAAGAAAAAGCAAAAAUAAAAUAAAAGCUACAACUCCAGCGUUGAAAUCACACGGAAAGAUUUGGUUUAUAGCAUACAUAGAUACAUACAACGGUACAUUCCCAUCUAUAUGUACUUGAAAGUGUAGACUCUACAUUUGGCUUUAUUGAUGAGAAAGUCAGCAGCAGACAAAGCAUCGUUGUAAGUGACACGUGUAGAGCCGAAACCCUCAAAUUGACCUUCACAAGGUCUAUACGUACAAGCCGUUUUCACACAAUUGAAUAAGAAAAGAGCAAGCAAAAUCCACGAGCACCUGAGUAUUUGAAACGAGUUAACUCAACGCAGUCAACAUAUACCCACGCGGAAACUAUAUUUCAAUCAUUGCCGCUACCAAUAACACCGCCACCAUUUCCACCAUCAGCACCAUUGAUCCGGCAGCAACCGCCUCCACCUCGGCUGCUGCUGUAACCCCAACUGCAGCGAUGCGUCGUUCCUCGUUUACGCCCGUCUUCAGUUUGACCACACAAGAGCCGCUCAUUGUUGUCGAAGAAACAAAUACCGCCGAAGAUGGCGAGGAGACGGAAGGUGCAGCUGGUGGCGCUGAUGGUGGUACAGCAGCUACACGCAAGUCCACCAGUGACGAUUCGGAUCCCGACUCGCCUGUCAAUCCAUAUUUGUUAUGCCCAUUUCCGGACAUGCAACAGCGACGCAAACAUUCUUUGCCAUCGCUUCAAAUCACCGAGGGUAUUACAGCCAGUCAGGUGCGUCGCUUGUCGGAGGUGGGCGGGGAGAAUGGUGGUCUUAGCCCGAAGGAAGUGGAGUUUUUAGCAACUUUAUCGCAGAAAGCAAAUCCGGCAGCGGGCGGCAGGCGACAUUCAGUUGUUACCAUUUCAGCUGUUCCACCGACGUUGUUUGGACGCAAUCGACGAGAAUCACUAACAGGCAUACCGCUAAGCGGCAGCAGACGUGGCAGCAUUAUUCAAGGACCACCACUUACCGACCAUCGAGGCAGCAUUCACAAUUUGCAACUGGACAUUAUGGAUGGCAUUGUACAGACACGAAAACGUGCCGGUAGCGGUGUAUGGACGGCACCUGUACUGCAAGAGACCGAAAAUAAUGUGCCGGUGCAAACAUAAAUCAUAACAACGUCCCCCUACCCCACCAAUCGGCCCACGACCAUCAUACUAAAAACUAAUAACAUCAUCGACAUCAACGCCAGCAACAACAAAACAAAGAACGAAGAUGAAAAAAAUGAUAGUCAAACUAAGAGCAGCAAAACAAUUAAGCAAAAAUGCAGCAUCAGGAGCAAUCGCAAAAACAAAAGCAAAAAGGAAAAUGCGGGCAAUUCGGAGGGGAAAACAGUUGAAACAUCAACAGCAACACCAACAACAACACCAACAACGACGACAACGGCAACAGCUGGUAAUGGACCAUCAACAUCGUGGCAUAGCAAUUUAGUUUCACGUUUUGGCUCAUUGCUUUGCUGGCAAUCGCUGGACUGUUGAACUGUUGAACUGUUCAACAAUCGACCAAGAAGCGACUGGAGUAACUCGAACGAACUGUGCAAAGAAAGAGUGGUUAGUAUACAUACAUUGCGGUAAGGAAAGUAGCCUGAACUAGUACAUACAUAUGUACAUACAUUCGGUCAAAAGCCAAAUGACCAAUUGGCCAGCCACAGGAAAUGCUGUACAGUGCGGGCAGCAUGAGUGACGAACAACAAUAUGGCGCAGCUCAAUUUGGUGGCAAAAUGCGAAAACAAUCAUAAACAAUUCUGGGUUCGCAAAUAGUACGGGUCAAGAAAUUGCACAAAAGAAUCUGAAAGGGAGUGAAAGAGUCACAAGUCCAUCGAUUUGCAAGCUUUAUUUAUGCUUGUGCAUAUGCACAUAUGUAUGAUACAUAUGUACAUAUGUAUGUAUGUGGUCAAUGCGAAUACCAUCGGCUCUGUACAAGCAUAAUUGUGCCAAAGGUCAGUCGUAGGGGGACGUUGGAGAGAAAAGAAAAAUUAAUUUUUAUUUAAAUUUUCCACUUUCUUUUGUUAUGACAAUUAAACAUUGGUGUGCUUUAAGAAAAAACGUUAUGGUGGAAAAUUACGAGAUAUCUUUAAAUGAAAAGCUUAAAGCAAAUGCCAUUAA
Messenger RNA from Ceratitis capitata (Mediterranean fruit fly), 2288 nucleotides. RefSeq lists its product as hypothetical. Lineage: Eukaryota; Metazoa; Arthropoda; Insecta; Diptera; Tephritidae. The record is from RefSeq and is a predicted model, not a curated record. Bases 639 to 1292 code for a protein of 217 amino acids. The transcript has 4 exons.